AUGAAUAAUGUAUUUCUUUCUAUUCCUCUGAAUCCCGUUGCAAAUGGUGAAACUCGACCCGAUUGGAAAGAUAAAAUAUUCAAGUUUUCUCCCAUCUAUCUAUCUAUCUAUCUAUCUAUCUAUCUAUCUAUCUAUCUCAAUUUGUUCCUAUCUAUCUAUCUAAGGUGUUUAUUCUUUCGUUAUUUUUUAUUCCUUAUUUUAUUUCUUUCUAUACUUUUUCUUUGUUUAAUCUUUUUCCUUCUUUCUUUUUUUUUCUCUCGUUGCAAUCGCUUUCUUUCUGUACACUUUCUUUCUUUCUUUCUUUCUUUCUUUCUUUCUUUCUUUCUUUUUUUCUUUCUUUCUUUCUCCAGUAAAAUUCGUGUCUAUUUCUUUACUCAUUGCAGUUUUACAUCUACUCAUAUCUAUCUAUUUCAGUUUAUUCCUAUCUAUCUAUCUAUCUAUCUAUCUAUCUAUCUAUCUAUCUAUCUAUCUAUCUAUUACUAUAUAUCUACCAAUCACUAUCUAUCUUAUCUAUUCAUAUCUAUCUAUCUAUCUAUCUAUCUAUCUAUCUAUCUAUCUAUCUAUCUAUCUAUCUUAGUCUAUUCAUAUCUAUCUAUCUAUCUAUAUUCAUAUCUAUCUAUCUUUAUUCAUAUCUAUCUAUCUAUCUAUAUUCAUAUCUAUCUAUCUUUAUUCAUAUCUAUCUAUCUAUCUAUCUAUCUAUCUAUCUAUCUAUCUAUCUAUCUUUAUUCAUAUCUAGCUAUCUUUAUUCAUAUCUAUCUAUCUCAGUCUAUUCAUAUCUAUCUAUAUAUCUAUCUCAACAGCAGUUGGAUUUGGUACAUUGGAAUCUAUCUAUCUAUCUAUCUAUCUAUCUAUCUAUCUAUCUAUCAAACAAGGCAAUAA
Acanthosepion pharaonis is the source of this 879-nucleotide messenger RNA. The record is from the annotation of a GenBank genome assembly. NCBI's taxonomy places the organism in Eukaryota, Metazoa, Mollusca, Cephalopoda, Sepiida, Sepiidae.